GCGUGGGUUCGCUUAGGUGACACAAUUAUAACAACUUUUAUCUUCGCGGCCGAAACGCGUUUUUAUUGCGAAAUACUCACGCCUGGGAACUAGCGCGCAGUUAUUUCGUUCAAACUGCGGCGCAGGAUCACUUUGUGAUGAACGAUGUGACGUUUGAGGAGCCACCCGGAGAGCGCGUCUGUCCCCCCGAAAGGAUUUACUACAUCGAAUCGCAUCUUCUCAUCCUGGGAGAAAAGUUUUCCGUCGUUUUGUUCCCCGCGGUUUUUCCUAUUUGAUUCGGCCGGAGCCGCGCGUUGUGCCGCCGCCGCGUCGCGAUCUCCCAUGCAGUCGUGCGGUGUGUCUCUCGCCGCCGCUGCCUGCGCUGCCGCCCGGAGUCUCGGCUCGGCUUCUUCUGGUGGUGAUGAGGGAAAGAAAAUGGCGGCGGGAAAAGCGAGUGAAACAGAGGAGGACUUCCCGACACUGACAGCCCCGGAGAGGGACAGUUUGGCCGGGAUCGACAGCUCACUGUUUGGAUUUCAGAAGCUUCAUGAAGAUGGCGCCAGAACGAAGGCCCUGUUGAUGAAGGCUGUCCGCUGCUACGAUUCGCUCAUCCUUAAGGCCGAGGGGAAAGUGGAGCCGGAGUUAUUCUGCCAGCUCGGCCACUUCAACCUCCUCUUGGAGGAUUAUCCGAAAGCAUUAUCGGCAUACCAGAGGUACUACAGUUUACAGUCAGACUACUGGAAGAAUGCUGCCUUUCUGUAUGGCCUGGGAAUGGUCUACUUCCACUAUAAUGCCUUUCAGUGGGCGAUCAAAGCAUUCCAGGAGGUGCUGUACAUAGACCCAGGGUUUUCCCGGGCCAAGGAGAUCCACCUUCGCCUGGGUCUCAUGUUCAAAGUCAACACAGACUACGAGUCAAGCCUAAAGCAUUUUCAGCUGGCUUUGAUUGACUCCAACCCCUGCACUUUGUCCAAAGCUGAAAUCCAGUUCCACAUUGCUCAUUUGUAUGAGAUUCAGAAGAGAUACCGGGCUGCAAAGGAGGCCUACGAGAGCCUCCUGCAAACGGAGGAUCUUCCUGCACAGGUGAAGGCCACUACCCUGCAGCAGCUUGGCUGGAUGCAUCACACGGUGGAGCAGCUCGGGGACAGGUCCAGCAGGGACAGCUAUGCCAUCCAGUGUCUGCAGAAAUCUCUGGAGGCCGACCCCAACUCUGGACAGUCCUGGUACUUCCUUGGCAGGUGCUACUCUAGUAUUGGGAAGGUCCAGGACGCCUUCAUCUCCUAUCGGCAAUCCAUAGACAAAACCGAGGCCAGUGCAGACACCUGGUGCUCUAUAGGGGUGUUGUACCAGCAGCAGAACCAGCCCAUGGACGCCCUCCAGGCCUACAUCUGCGCCGUGCAGCUGGACCACAGCCACGCCGCCGCCUGGAUGGACCUGGGCACGCUGUACGAGUCCUGCAACCAGCCGCACGACGCCAUCAAGUGCUACAUCAACGCCACACGCAGCAAGGGCUGCACCAACACCACCGCGCUCACCCACCGCAUCAAAUGCCUGCAGGCUCAGUUGAGUAACCCCCAGCUCAGUAGCCUACAGGGUAAAAGUAAAAUGCUCCCUCUUAUUGAGGAGGCAUGGAGUCUGCCAAUCCCAGCCGAGCUAACCUCCAGGCAGGGAGGCCUGAGCAGUGCACCACAGCAGGCUUGUAAGCCCAAUCACAGUGCAGAGGGAGGGGGCUCGGGUCAGUCUCUGCCCCCUCACUUGGGCUCGCUGGGCCAAGCGGAGGACCAGUCCUGCCCAGCCAAGAGGAGGAGAGCCUCCAGCCCUUCGAAGGGUGAAUUAUGGGCCAGUAAUCCAGCACAGCCAGUUCCCAACUGGUACCUCUCCCCACAGAAAUUACAGGUGCUGGAACAGUUGCGGAGUAACAGCGCCAGCUUGAAGCCACCGCAGCUUCAAAUGUUGGAGCAGCUGGAGGCUCAGCUCGCCAUGAUGCAGCAGCACCAGCACCAGAUGAGACAGAACGCCUCAGGAGGUCCGGUGCGUCCCUCUCUCCCCAACGGCCCCACCUCCAACUCCCUCCCCUCCCCCAACCCCAGCCUCCGGCCCCACCUGGGACCCCACCGGCCCCUGUGCCCGCCGCAGCUGCUGGCCAACGGGCCCAUGGGCCCCGGGACGCAAGGACCCUCGGACUCCCUCCCCGUGGGCGACAACAGUAAGAGUAGUAACAGUAGUAGUAAUAAUCAGCCAGGGCCGUCGGACACGGGGCCCAACGGAGACGUGCCUUACCUGCAACCUGCCGGCAGCGGCGACCCAACACUGCUACCUCACACCUGCACAAGCACGCAAACACAGGACGCCGCGCCGCACCAGGCCCUGCACCUAAACACCUCUCAGGGGCUUCAGAGAGGGUCUAUUCCACAUGCGAUGGGCUCCAACAGUGACGGGGCCCCCUCUCACUCGCAGACCCCCAACUCCACUGCCCCUGUGCACCCCAACAAUCAGGUUGGACAUUCCACUAACGCCCCAUCGCCACGGCAGCAGCCUCACAACCACCUCCCAUCCCCACCCUCCCUCCCGCACUCCUCUACCUCAGGUGGAGCAGCACCCGGUGCGUCCGCUACCAAAGAUAGCAACACCACAGCCGCCCUCGCCACGGCGGCCGCGUCCCUCGGCAACGGGGGCACAGAGGGCAAGACGCCAUCGCCGCUGCCGUCGGCUGAUGGCAAAAAGGCACAGGCAGACGGCCUCGCCAAUCAUGUCCACUCGGGGGAUGGCGGCAAGGUGGCAGAAGGUGGCGAGAAGCCGAGCCUUAGCGCAGACAAUCUUAGACUUUCUGCCCUGCUGGCGGGGGGGAAGGGGCCUGAUGUGGGCGAGGGAUCGUCAGAAGGGACUGUAUCCACAGCAUCCGCCACGCCCGAGCCCCACAAGAAGGUCAACAACAUCCACCCGGCCGUCCUGCCCUCCACCCCCCACGCGCAGGGCAGCUCGGCCGCCUCCUCGCCCAUCUCCGCCAUGUCCACGGCCACGCCCUCGCCCAAAUCCUCAGAACACACCCAAACUGGCGUCCACAGUCCUGCCACCGCCACCACCACCACCACCACCACAUCUGCUGCACCGGCCGUGAAUGGUAACGGCAAAGGGGGCAUCUCCGAGGACUCCCAGAGCCCGCAGAAGGCCGAGCCGCCUGCCUUCACAGGUCUUAAAGCUACGCCCCCACAUGGACACAGCUCGUCAUCGUCGUCUUCGGUCUCCAUCUACCCCAGCUCCACAGACGUGCUGAAGGCCUGCAGAAACCUGGGGAAGAACGGUCUCUCCAACAGCAGCAUCCUCCUCGACAAGUGCCCCCCGCCCCGGCUGCCCCCUCCGCCCUCGCCAGUCCUGCCCAAAGACAAGCUCAACCCCCCCACACCCAGCAUCUAUCUGGAGAACAAGAGGGAUGCUUUCUUCCCCCCUCUGCACCAGUUCUGCACAAACCCCUCCAACCCCGUCACUGUCAUCAGAGGACUGGCUGGAGCUCUCAAACUGGACCUGGGUCUGUUCUCCACAAAGACGCUGGUGGAGGCCAACCCCGAGCACCUGGUGGAGGUCUGGACUCAGCUCUCGCAACCCGCCGACGAGAACUGGGACCCGGCCGGCACCAAGAAAAUGUGGCGCUGCGAAAGCGCCCGCGCCCACACCACUAUCGCCAAAUACGCCCAGUAUCAGGCUGCUUCCUUCCAGGAAUCCCUGCGGGAGGAGAAUGAGAAGAAGGCACUGAAAGAGCCCUCGGACGCAGAGCCAGCAUCAGCAGAGAGUGUUGCACGCAAAAGAAGAGGACCCUUAAAGCACAUCAAGUUCGGAACCAACAUCGAUGUGUCGGACGAAAGGAAGUGGAAACAGCAGCUCCAGGAGCUCAGCAAACUCCCGGCCUUCGCUCGGGUCGUAUCCGCCGGGAACCUGCUGAGCCACGUGGGUCACACCAUCCUGGGUAUGAACACGGUUCAGCUCUACAUGAAGGUCCCCGGGAGCAGGAUAGCAGGUCACCAGGAGCACAACAACUUCUGUGCCGUCAACAUCAACAUCGGACCCGGAGACUGUGAGUGGUUCGCUGUGCCCGAGCCUUACUGGGGAGUGAUGAGCAACUUCUGUGAAAAGAACAACAUCAACUUCCUGAUGGGCUCGUGGUGGCCCAACCUGGAGGACCUGUACGAGGCCGACGUGCCCGUGUACCGGUUCAUCCAGCGGCCGGGCGACCUGGUGUGGCUCAACACCGGCACCGUGCACUGGGUGCAGGCCAUCGGCUGGUGCAACAACAUCGCGUGGAACGUGGGACCUCUCACGGCUCACCAGUACAAGCUGGCGGUGGAGCGAUACGAGUGGAACAAGCUCCAGAGCGUCAAGUCGAUGGUUCCCAUGGUGCACCUCUCCUGGAACAUGGCUCGCAACAUCAAAGUGUCCGACCACAAGCUGUUUGAGAUGAUCAAGUACUGCUUGCUGCGGACGUUGAAGCAGUGCCAGAGCGUGAAGGAAGCCUUGGUGUCAGCGGGCAAGGAGACCGUACUGAAGCCGAGGACCAGGGACGAACCGGCUCACUACUGCACCAUCUGCGAGGUGGAGGUGUUCGACCUGCUGUUUGUGCGCCGCGAGCUCCUCUCCAAGAAGCAGCACGUGGUCCACUGCCAGGACUGCGCCAGGAAGGGCAGCGCGACACUGGACGACUUUGUGGUGCUGGAGAUGCACAGGAUGGACGACCUGAUGCAGGUCUACGACCAGUUCACAUUAGCCCCUCCUCUUCAUUCAUCUUCAUCUUGACAUUAGGCGACGCCUCUUUCUUCUUCUGCUGCGGAGCCGCGACGCCCAUGCACAGGAACUUGUGUUAAAUAAAUAAACAAAUACAAAAAAAAAAAAAAUGGAACAAAACAAACAUCUUCAUACACGGACCAUUUCUGAUAUUCAGGAAAGCCAAGGCCGUCUCCCCCCCCCCCCGCCCUCUCCACCGCCCUUCCCAUAUGGCUGGUCUCCAUAGCGACGGCUGGAGGCUGAGUGUGUCUGUCUAUGCAACCUGUUUUUCGAAGUGCUGGGGCCCGGCCCUUCCAGAGGGGGGCGCCGCCGAGCUCGCUAAACAGGACUUGUCUCCCCCUCCCCGCCUGCCCCCUCUAAUGACAAUGGUUCUGCCCUGUUUUACUGGAGGACUUAAUCAAAAACGGUUGGGAACAGGGGGGUCGGGAUUCUUUAAGGCGUGAUAAAAAUGUUUUGUAGAUACUUGUUCACUGACACAACUGGCAACACCACCCAUAAAAGACUACUGACUUGACAACCUUUCUCCCUCCUUCUCUUUCUCUCUUUUUCCAUUCUGGUAACAGGAUGAAAUGUUGGAUUUGAUUUAUAGAUUUCCCCUGAAUUCUCUUUGUUUCUUCCCUCCUAAGGAGCAUUAGCCUAACUGGUCUUUUUCUAUGGUAUAGAUGGUAAUUCAGAAACUCUUUGGACAGCAAAAUCUCCCCAAAAAAAUUUGUAAUGUGAAGAGUUUAGGUGAUUUCUUUCUUUUCUUUCUCUCUUUCUUCCUUUUUUAAAUUUUUUUUAUACAGCUUUUAUGUUUUAUCUCUGUCUCGUUCUUUUCAAAACUACGACGUUUUGUUUGUUUCUUAGGUAAAAAAAAGGAAAUAACUAGAAAAAAAACUUACUAGCCAAGUCACAAAGAAAAUGGGUUGCACAUAGACUUAUGGAAUAAAGUUUAAUUUGUGAUUUUUUUGUUUUUGUUUUGUUGUUUCUAAUCUUGAUGUAAAUUUACACUAUUUAUAAAUACAUAUUUAUUGCUUGGAAAAAAAAUUUGUCGAUGGAAUGCUGUUAUUUUUUCCCAGAGUACCUGCCAUUAAAUUUGAAGGAGUUUUGUCAUUUUAACACGACUCCUCUUACAUUUUCUAUAUAUAAAUAAAAUUGCUUAGCAAGCAUUGUACAGAAACGGACAUUUAAAAUUGUUUUAUUGUUUGAAGAAUGUUUUAUGAUGAGUCAAUAAACACAAAGUUGUCAAAUUA
This is a messenger RNA of Hippoglossus stenolepis (Pacific halibut), 5981 nucleotides long. RefSeq names its product histone demethylase UTY. Gene Ontology annotation, biological process: heart development; regulation of gene expression. The transcript is spliced from 30 exons. Lineage: Eukaryota; Metazoa; Chordata; Actinopteri; Pleuronectiformes; Pleuronectidae. The record is from RefSeq and is a predicted model, not a curated record. The coding region runs from base 322 to 4761 and encodes 1479 amino acids. Gene Ontology annotation, molecular function: chromatin DNA binding; protein binding; histone H3K27me2/H3K27me3 demethylase activity. Gene Ontology annotation, cellular component: MLL3/4 complex.